Molecule: messenger RNA, 393 nt
Organism: Esox lucius (northern pike)
Lineage: Eukaryota; Metazoa; Chordata; Actinopteri; Esociformes; Esocidae
Product: hemoglobin subunit beta-like
Exons: 3
Coding region: 1-354 (117 amino acids)
Biological process (GO): oxygen transport; hydrogen peroxide catabolic process
Cellular component (GO): hemoglobin complex; blood microparticle; haptoglobin-hemoglobin complex
Molecular function (GO): heme binding; oxygen binding; organic acid binding
Source: RefSeq, a predicted model, not a curated record
AUGGUGACAGAUUUUCCUUGGACUCAGAGGUACUUCAGCUCCUUCGGUAACCUGUCCACCCCCGCUGCCAUCAUGGGUAACCCCAACGUGGCUAAGCAUGGGAGGACCGUGAUGCACGGACUGGACAGAGCUGUUCGGGACCUAGAUUACAUCAAGAACACCUACGCUGCUCUCAGUGUGAAGCACUCCGAGAAAUUGCACGUGGAUCCCGACAACUUCAGGCUCCUCGGCGAGUGUAUCACCAUAUGCGUUGCCUCCAAAUUCAGUCUCUCGGUUUUCGAUGCAGACACUCAUGAAGCCUUCCAGAAUUUUCGGCGUGUUGUUGUGUCGGUUCUCGGCAGACAGUACCACUAGGGUAGCACUUGACGACAUGAAAAUGGAAGAGAGACAUCA